UUUUAUAUACUCAAAAUGAUAAUGGAUACCCCUCGAGAGAGGAGGACGAAGAGAGAGAGAGAAAGAGACAAAGAGUGAGAGACAGGAGGGAUACGCGCCAGCUUAAAAUUUUCAGAUCCCUAGUGAUGACCAUGACCCUCGUCACUGGUUUUCUUUUUUCUCAGUUUAAAUUAAAAUAAAAACCCAGAGAGGAGAGGAACGGUAGAGUCUGUAGAGAGAUGGGUUUGUGUUUUGUGUUUGUGUAGUGGUGGAGACGUGGAGAGUAGAGUGGUCAGAGGGGGGGAGAGGAUGGGAAUCCAUUGGCUUCUUGAAGUGAGCAGAGAGAGCUUGGUCAUUUCGUCAUCCUUCUGCAUUUCUUUUAUUAGAUUUCAAUUCCCAAUGCCUGAGAUGUGUUUAAGUGCUGGCUGGCGUCUGUUUCGGUUGGUGAGAUAGUUAGGGAGAGAAUAAUAUUUGGAGUCGGAGUUCCACUCUUUUGUUGGGAAACCCAAAAAUCAAACUCUCUCUCUCUCUCCAGCUCCGCUGAUCUCUUCUUUGCUUUGGUUAUAAUCUUUAGUCUUUCCUCUAUCAAAGAAAUGGAUCCGCUUUUUGCGCUCUUCAGGAUGUAUUCUCUGCAACUUUUUCUUUUUCGGCUCAACUUAGAUUCUCAGUCUCUGUUUUGAGAACCUUAACUGAGAUUUCCUACUGCCCUGUCCUCUUUCUCCCACUAAGAUCUUUUUCUCUUCUUUUAACGCCUUUUUCUCCUGCUGCUACUCUCUUUAUCUUUUUUCUUGUCUCACUUGUCUUAAAAGAGUGAGUAAAGCAUAAGGAUUCAGGUAGCAAAGCAAUGGGUAAAGACUGGUCCUGGGGUGGUCGAUCCACAACCACCUCCAGGAAAGCUGAGAGGGAGACUACUUCAGGUUGCAUUAGUGGUGUACUUCAGCUAUUUCCUUUACAUCAACCUUGUUUCAAGACCCCCAUUUCAUCAUUUCUUCAAGAAGACCCCACAAUCCUCGAAGGUCCUGAAGCACCAAGGAAUAGCUUGGAAUCAGAGGAGGGUCCCUGCAUGGGAACUGUGUCCUUGUCUUCAAUCAUGAAGGAAGGCGACUUGAAUCUUCCAAUGGGAAUUCGAAUAGGUACAAAAGUUGAUAAUGCAGGAAGAGGAGAGACGAAAGGACGCAUGGAGGAAAAUUUAUCUAAUUUAGAGACCAGCAAUUCUCCUGCCAUCACUAAAACCCCAAAUCUCGUGGCUCGUCUCAUGGGUCUUGAUGUUCUCCCUGAUGGGUUCUCUCCUUCUUUCUCCUGUUCAUCUUCCACCUCCUCUUCAGUCCAUACCAGUACACGCUCAGAGAAAAUUGCCUGUGCAGCAUUGAAGAGAGACCUUCGUUCCCGACGAAAUCUCCACUGUAGAACCAACAGUAACAUCAAUUUCAAAGAGAGGGAAGUAAGGUACGAGACGAUGACAGGAAGCCGUUCUUUGCCGGACACUCCAAGGAUAUCUUCGGCCAGAAGCUCAGCCGAUGCUGAUCCCAGGCUCUCUCUUCAGAUCAACAAAGAGAAUCUAAUGCUUUUACCAGAAGAACUUCAAAUUCUCUCAAGAAACUCCUUUUCUUACUCGCCUUAUUCUACCAAGUCUAGAAAGAAAGAGUGGAGGCAGGGAGAGAACGAGAACAAAAGCCCAAGCUACUCUGCUCGACAUAUCGUCAAACAGGUUAAAGACAGUGUUGGCAGAAGAAAAAUGGGUCUCGAUAUUACAAACACCACCGGGAAUGGAGCGAACGAAGGUGAAGGUGAUAGUCCCACGAUCAAAUCACAGAAAAAAAAGCGUCUUAGUCGUACGAGAAUGGCAGAUGAAUCGACCCCAUCAUGCUCUCCACGGUUAAGGUUUUUGGAGCUCAAGAAUAAACCAGUCACGGUGACCUCAACAAGUAAUGAUUCAAGCUCACACAGCCGAAGACCUUCAUCGAAACCUCUCCAAUUCUCUUCACCACAACCAACUCCAUCACCACCUCAACCAUCACUCACUACAAGGAAACCGAAAUGUCAAAAGGGGAACAGCAGCGAGCGCUUCAGUCAACGUCUUACAAAACCUCCGAAGAUUUCAGAAACAGUUCGUAACAAGAGAGAGGAAGCAUUUGUUCGUGCAUUCCCAGCAACAAAAGCUAAUCUCUCAGACAAGAAAUGUAAGAAAACUCCAUUAUCGAACGACCUUGUUAACAUCGCCGUUCCCUCCGUCGUUCUGCUCAACAAAGAACAGCAAGACUCGUCUACCACUCAAAAACCGGCAGCUCAAGAAUCAAAAAGGAGUCCACCGUUAUCUAGUGGUUUGAGCCGGAAGUACAACAAACAAGAAGAGACGGAGGCGCUCGCCCACCAAGACGACAACAAGGGCAACAAGAACGGUGGUGGUAGUGAUGCAGAAUUCCGGUACGUAAAGGGUAUACUUUUACGUACCGGAAUUUUCAGGGAUGGGUUUGUUUCAAUCAGGAGAUGGUACUCUCCGUGUCACCCUCUCAAUCCAUUAAUUUUCCACCACCUCGAACAUUCCUUCCCCUACUCCAAAAUCGAGAACGAAAAAGAAGUUGAAGAUCUGGGUCUGUUAAGGCCUCGCUGCAACAGAAAGCUGAUGUUCGAAUUAGUGGAUGAGAUUCUGGAAGACGAGCUGAGGCCUUAUCUGAACAUGAAACCAUGGCUUCGUCGCAUCGAUCGUGGUGGGUUUUCGCCAAAGGACACCCAAAUGACUGGGUUGCAGCUUUUGGAACGCUUGUGGUUUCGCAUCCAGAGCUACCCUGCCGCCAACUGCCAGAUCCUACAAGACAUCGACGCCCUCGUCGAGAAGGACUUGCCUGACGCUAACAUGCGCACGUUGUUCCCUGAGGAAGGCGAGUCGAUUGUCUUCGAGAUCGAGCAUCACAUUCUCGACUCACUCCUCCGUGAGACCGCUGCCGAUCUCGAUUCCGGACUUCCGGUCAAUACGGAUCGGCCACGGAUCGUGCGGAGUCAAGAUCGGCAUUGGAACGUUGGGACGAACGAAGGUUCCUUCAUGUUGGGUGAUGACGUCAGCGAGUCUCCGUUCCGUACAGAAACUUGUAACUGCCGCACAAUGAUGAGAUACAGGAUCUGAGCAGAGGGUCGGACAGACAUCACAUGGGGUAGUCACGUGAUUAGAUUCUAUUCCCCCGUUUGGGUGGACCCCAGUUGACACGAGCGAAGGUUCGAUAUUUAUUAGCCACGUGUCACAGAUAACAACUGUAGCCGACAGCCAUCGCUCUCUCCCUCUGGGCUGACGGAAGCUGAUUUGCCGUUUGCAAAUAAAACGAAGACGGUGAGCGGUCAUGUGGGAUGUUCCCUUUGUUUGUUUGCUUAUGUGACUGCCGUCACAGCUCACAGGUGAUGGGGUGGAGAGAGAAAAGACAAGGAAGAGUUAUCGUUACCGUUAUCGUCACUGACACUGACAAACGGAUGAGUUAUGUGGCAAGUUUAGUGGAGGUGGUGAGGAAAGGAUGAUAAGAGCGGGAAAUUCAAAUGGAUGUAUAGACGUUGUAGUUAGUAUUAUUUUAAGUAUUUUUUUUUUGCCAGAAAUAUAUACAGGCAUAUCCAUCCAAAAUUGUAUAAAAUAAAUUUGAUUUUAUUUCA
Messenger RNA from Macadamia integrifolia, 3612 nucleotides. RefSeq lists its product as uncharacterized. Bases 824 to 3100 code for a protein of 758 amino acids. The transcript has 4 exons. The record is from RefSeq and is a predicted model, not a curated record. NCBI's taxonomy places the organism in Eukaryota, Viridiplantae, Streptophyta, Magnoliopsida, Proteales, Proteaceae.